Phacochoerus africanus (Common warthog) is the source of this 2016-nucleotide messenger RNA. RefSeq names its product chromosome 14 C17orf100 homolog (gene C14H17orf100). NCBI's taxonomy places the organism in Eukaryota, Metazoa, Chordata, Mammalia, Artiodactyla, Suidae. The record is from RefSeq and is a predicted model, not a curated record. The transcript is spliced from 3 exons. The coding region runs from base 286 to 657 and encodes 123 amino acids.
CAGCCCCUCCUCCGCUCGCGGGAGCUCCUGACAGACGAGGGGGCGGUGCGCCCGCUGACCGAGCGCCUGAGGGGCCCGGCCCAGAGUUGCCAAGGAGUUUUCGCGUCCCUCCCCACCCCUCAAGGAAACCUUGUCCCCAAGUCCCUGUGUCGUGGCACCCUCGUCUAGCGCUGUGCCUGCGUCACACAGGCAUGUGACGUCACUCGUCACCCUGUGACGUAACCCGUCGGGGAGCGUGAGGCGGUAAGGCAUCCCGAGGCCCGCUCGGUCCGUUACCCCCGUAGAAUGGCCUCACCCCUUCGGGGAAAGCCCUCGCGGCCCCGGGCGGCGGCCGCCCGCUACGAGGAGACGUCGACGGUCCGCGUAGAGACCUCGUCCCACCGCGUGGAGACAUCCUCCCGCCAGGUGCAGACGUCUUCCCGGCGGGUGGAGACCACCCAGCACUGCAGCGAGGGGCCCUCCGUCUCCCCCUCUAGGAAACGGCUCCCUCGCGUCGUCGAGGUGUCCCAGCACGUGGAAACCUGGCAGCGCACGGAAACAGCCUCCCGCCACGUCAGGGCCUCGUGCCUGCGGGUGGAGACGUCUCUGCACCGCGUAGAGAGCCCGCCGCGGCAGGAGCAGCCGGCUGGCCGCCAGAAUGUCCAAAAGGCCCCAUGAGAUGCUUCCUUCUCCAGGGCCACGACAGGGCUAUGGCCCGUGGCCAGUGCAGAUUUGCCUCCAGUUCGCAGCCGGCCUCCUGCCAGGUGGACCGAUUCCCUUUGGUUUCCUGGAAACAGUCCACAAUCCACAAAUCAAUGUAAGAAAGAGCCAAGCUGUGGUUUCGGGACUCAGCCAACAUUCACUGACCCAGCUGCACCUUGGACCAUCCUGCCUUUGACCCUGUGAACUGUUUUAACUUGAAACCAGCACAAAAAUUUCGGGCCCCGGAUACUGUAUGAAUUGAGUCGAUCGAUGGACAAAGAGGCUCUUUGAACCUCCCAGACAGACUGACCUUCCCAUUGACUGAGAAACCAGACCUCGGAUAAGUGAAUUCACCUCUCUGGGCCUCACCGCCCCCACUGAAAAUGACAUCUUUGGACUAAUCUUUAGAUCUGUGACUCCCAAAGUGAGAAAUUGCAGACACUGCUGAUGUGCAAGAUUACUUCAGGAGGCAAAACCAACCCCUGGUGACAGAAAUCAGAUAGUGGUUGCUUGAAGAAGGUGCAGACUCCUGGAAGGGACAAGAGAAGCUUCUUAGGGUAAGGAGAUGGAAGUGGGGUGUUGCUUACAUGUUGUAUACAAUUGUCUAAAUCAUUGAAUUUUAUACUUAAGGUCUGUGCAUUUCGCUGAAUUUAAUCAUAUCUCAAUUUAAAUUUUAGCUAUUGAAUGAGGGAAAAAGGUCGAACUUAAUAUGCCCUGAAGUGGAAUACUCUCCAACUAAAUUAAGGAGGAGGAGUGGAAACAAGGGCAGGAAAUGUAUGUAGUUUACUCCCGGUUUGACAAAGAGGACAUGAUUCUAGCACCUAAACUUGCAGACGGUCUGCCCUCCGAAUCUGUGAGUUCUGCAUCUAUGGAUUCAACCAGUCACCAUACAGGAUCAUGGAUUAGGCAGGGUCAACUAUACGAGGCCAUUUUACAUAGGGAACUUGAGCAUCCACAAAUUUUGGUACCCAUGGGGGUCCUGAAACCAAUUCCCAAAGGCCGAAUGUAUAUGUAGCAUUUCUGGAAGCACAUGUAAGAAACUAUUGGACAAUGGUUGCCCUUCUGGAGGGGCAUGGAGGUCUCAAAGGCUGACCCUGGGAGUUCCUGUUGUGGCUCAGUGGUUAACGAACCCGACUAGUAUCCAUGAAGAUGUGGGUUCGAUCCAUGGCACUGCUCACUGGGUUAAAGAUGCAGUAUUGCCGUGAGCUAUGGUGUAGGUCGCAGACGCAGCUUGCAGCUCGGAUAACAUGUUGCUGUGGCUGUGGUGUGGGACAGCAGCUACAGCUCUGAUUCACCCCUUAGCCUGGGAACCUCCAUAUGCUGCACAUAUGGCCU